Struthio camelus australis is the source of this 2888-nucleotide messenger RNA. The record is from RefSeq and is a predicted model, not a curated record. Lineage: Eukaryota; Metazoa; Chordata; Aves; Struthioniformes; Struthionidae.
AUCUUUGAGCCUCCACUAAGUCUUCGCCAGCUUCACUCAAGAUGCCACCAGCCAUCGGCGGCCCUGUGGGAUACACCCCCCCUGAAGGAGGGUGGGGAUGGGCCGUGGUCGUCGGAGCCUUCAUCUCCAUUGGGUUUUCCUACGCCUUCCCCAAAUCCAUCACUGUGUUCUUCAAGGAGAUUGAGGUCAUCUUCAACGCGUCUAGCAGCAAAGUCUCGUGGAUCUCCUCCAUCAUGCUGGCUGUUAUGUACGCAGGAGGUCCCAUCAGCAGCAUCCUGGUGAACAAAUACGGCAGUCGGCCUAUCAUGAUUGCUGGUGGCUGCCUCUCGGGGUGCGGUUUGAUUGCAGCCUCUUUCUGCAACACUGUGGAGGAGCUCUACUUCUGUGUCGGUGUCGUAGGGGGCCUUGGACUUGCAUUUAACUUGAACCCAGCCUUAACUAUGAUUGGCAAGUACUUCUUCAAGAAACGUCCCCUGGCUAACGGACUAGCUAUGGCAGGUAGCCCUGUGUUCCUGUCAACCUUGGCACCUGUGAAUCAGCUCUUCUUUGGCAUCUUUGGCUGGCGAGGGAGCUUCUUGAUCCUUGGUGGUCUCUUGCUGAACUGCUGCGUAGCUGGAUCACUGAUGCGGCCGAUAGGCCCUAAGCCAGAUCAGCUGAAAAAAGAGGCCACUAAAGAGGUGUUGCAGGAAGCUGGGAAAGCAACGAAAAAAGAUGAUGGAGCUGGUGAUACUAACACAGACCUCAUUGGUGGAAAGACCAAGAAGCAGAAGCGCACAGUUUUCCAGACAGUCAACAAGUUCUUGGAUUUGUCCCUGUUCACACACAGAGGCUUCUUGCUCUAUCUGUCGGGCAAUGUGAUCAUGUUCUUUGGACUAUUCACUCCCUUGGUCUUCCUCAGCAAUUAUGCAAAGAGCAAGAAGAUCGCUAAUGAGUCUGCAGCCUUCUUGCUUUCCAUCCUGGCCUUUGUAGACAUGGUGGCCAGACCUUCCAUGGGCCUGGUGGCAAAUACCAAGUGGAUCAGACCCAGAGUCCAGUAUUUCUUUGCCAUCUCUGUGAUCUACAACGGGCUGUGCCACCUCCUGGCCCCCCUGUCCACCACCUAUGCUGGGUUCUGCAUUUAUGCUGGGUUCUUUGGCUUUGCCUUUGGUUGGCUUAGUUCCGUCUUGUUUGAAACCUUGAUGGACCUCGUGGGAGCGCAGAGGUUCUCCAGCGCUGUUGGCCUCGUGACCAUUGUGGAGUGCUGCCCGGUGCUUCUGGGACCCCCUCUCCUAGGUAAACUCAACGACAUGUACGGGGACUACAAGUACACGUACUGGGCCUGCGGGGUCAUCCUCAUCGUGUCCGGGAUCUACCUGUUCAUCGGCAUGGGCAUCAACUACCGCCUGGUGGCGAAGGAGCAGAAGGCAGAGGAGAAGAUGAGGAACGAAGGGAAGGAGGAAGAGACCAACCUCGAGGAGGCCGAGAAAGAGGCGAACAACGACGUGGCCACCCUGCCUCAGAAGAGCACGGAAGACGGCGUAAAAGAGGAGGAAAGCUACAUGUGACGGACUGGCUUUAAUCCCAGAGCGUCGGAGGGAGCACCGUUGCCCCGAAAUGGUGUCGGGGGAAGUGCUCCACUGGUAUUGAGCGGCGGUGAGAAGCGUCUAAACCAGGUGUUCAUUUUUAACCAGGCUCUGAAUUGUCUUUUCAUCUGUGUUCAACAAAGGUAACAGAGCUACGUGUGCAGUAUCCUCCUGCGCUGGGGCGGGGUGGGAAACUUUUUAUAUUCUGGCUUUUUAACAGUAACAUGAAUGUACUAAUAUGUGCCUUAGGGUCUUCAUAGCUAGCUGAUUUUGGAAGAGCCUUAACUCUACUCUGUAAAUCAUGCUGUAGUUCUGUAAUCUGCUGGGAGUACGGGGUGUGUGGGGGUGUGUGUGUGUGUGUGUGUGUAUUUUGGGGGAUUUGUUGUUAAAAAGCCAUAAAAAAGCAGGAUACUGGAUUUGUUGAGGCACGAUGGGCUUCAGGGCCAAGCCCCGAAUGAAUACUGCUUCACAUGCUUCUUACUGCAGGCUCUCCGCGGAGAUCUGGGCAUGGGGUAGGGUGGUCUCAAACUCGCGUGCCAGAUGCCUCCUAGCUCUGUAGGUGGUCUCUAGGUAUGUUUUGAAAACACUUUAGCUACUGUAGUUCUUUAAAAAUUCCUCUUUCAUAGUUACCUUCUCAUAGGAUAUUCGAGUUGAAAAAGGAUGGCUGACGUUAAUGGCAGGCAGGGUCUUCUGCACGGGCGCACCUGCUCCGAGGGCAGAGCAGACCCCUCAUGGGCAUUCGGUCCUCCCCCCGGUCGGUGUGGGGAGGACGCAAUUCACGUCUUCCCCGCUGCCAAAUCCUGUCUCCGUGAUGCCUCUUCUCAAAAUAACACCGUGUGCUGCGAAACGGGUACCAGGGCAGGAGGUUUGGCGGCGGGCGGGUCGGGUGGCCACUGCCGCCGGGCACCUGGUAUCUGGCUCGCGGGCGCUGAGCAUCCCGCUCCCAACGGGUGGCUGCAUGCGCUCACCCCUCUGCAGCGUGAAGGGCCCGCUAGACUCGACCGUCAUUAACGCAUCCCUGACAUAGGUAUUCUGCUUCUGCUUUUUUAUCUAUUGGAGAGAAAAACCUCUUUUACUUGCUUCUGUUCAACUAAGAUCUUAAGGUGAUGCCUAACCACUCACAUCUAGGACAUGUAAAGGGGAGGAAAGAAUUUGUUUGUACGUAUUUAUUUUUUUUAAGUAAGUGCUGGAAAAUAUCUCAACGUACGUGGAGCAGACUGCCUGUGACUAGCAGGUUAAUGGCUCUCAAGUUCUAGUAAAUGUUGAUCAGAAAUCUUGUAAGAGGCUGAGUAUUUUUUUCAAAUAAACUUGUUUUUUUAUAAUUCA